Messenger RNA from Durio zibethinus, 1801 nucleotides. RefSeq names its product nuclear transcription factor Y subunit A-1-like. Gene Ontology annotation, cellular component: CCAAT-binding factor complex. Gene Ontology annotation, biological process: regulation of DNA-templated transcription. Gene Ontology annotation, molecular function: DNA binding; DNA-binding transcription factor activity. The record is from RefSeq and is a predicted model, not a curated record. Lineage: Eukaryota; Viridiplantae; Streptophyta; Magnoliopsida; Malvales; Malvaceae.
UGAGAAAAAGUACUAACAGAUUGAAACCGUCCACGUGUCAGUAGAAGCAGUAGGUGGAUAAAACUGGAAUCAUAACAGUUGGUGACGCGAUCAAAAGCUUAACUCUCAGAAUUUAAGUACUGUUUAUUGAGAAUUGCAGAGAAACUACAUUGACUCUCUCUCUCUCUCUGUCGUUGAUUUUGAUUUCCUCUCAAAAGAAUCCCCAAAAUCUAGGGUUUUGUUUUUGUUCUUCUCGGUUAACCGGAAGAACACAGAAUAAGAAAUUGACUAUCAUUUGAGGGUAUUGGGAGGAAUGCAGUCAAAGUCUGAAGGUGGAAAUCGAUCAGAACCUGAUUCGCGUGGUGUUCCUCCAACUGCAGUUUAUUGUAAACCUUGGGGACGUAAUAUUGGUUAUGGUGCCAUUUCCCUAGGAGUGAGAGGAGGAAAUGCAUCAAAUUCAUCUUCAAUGGAAUGCCCUAAUGGUUUGGAGAAUGGCCAGUCACUGUCCAAUGAUGAACUAAAUGAAGAGGAUGAUGGUAAUAAAGAAACACAAGCUACCGCAUCCUCUCGGUCAGUUGGAAAUGGUGGACAAGAACAUCACAGUUUGCAGCUUGUUGCAUCUAGCAUGUCUGCUAUGCGUGACGAAUGCCUCACACAGCCUCCUCAGCUUGAGCUCGUUGGUCAUUCAAUCGCAUGUGUGUCAAAUCCUUAUCAAGAUCCAUUUUAUGGAAGAAUGAUGGCAGCUUAUGGGCAUCAGCCUUUGAAUUAUCCUUCAUUUGUUGGAAUGCCUCAUCCAAGAAUGGCUUUGCCCAUUGAGAUGGAACAAGAACCAGUUUAUGUGAAUGCCAAGCAGUACCAGGGGAUUCUGAGGCGAAGGCAGGCCCGUGCCAAAGCAGAACUUAAGAAGGUUGUAAAAGCCCGAAAGCCAUAUCUUCAUGAAUCAAGGCACCAGCAUGCUAUGCGUAGGGCAAGAGGUAGUGGAGGACGUUUUGCAAAGAAAACAGAUGCUGAUACUACAAAACCCAUGGCAGAAGAAAAAGGAACGGGUUCAGGUCCUGCCCUAUCAUCUCAGUCUGCGAGUUCAUCAGGUUCUGAACCAUUGCCAUCUGAUUCUGCUGAAACCAGAAACUCCUCUCUCACUCAGCAAGAAGCAAGAGGGUCCCGUGUGCAUAACAGGCCUCAAGUCAAUGGCAGCAGUCAAUUUCAGAAACGAGGUGAUAGCAUCUCCUCUAACCAGGCUUCACAUAGGCCUCUUGCUAUCCAGUGAAUGUAGGACGCCCUCUCAAAAGCUGAAGCGUUUACUCCGAACUGUUGUCCGUGAUUACAUCUUGGCAACUAUUGUCAAGGCGGCAAAUCAUUCUUGGCUUUCCUCUUGUGCCUAGUUUGUGAAUGGAAGGGGAGAAGGGACUGCAUGGGACUCUUGACAUCGUUUUUGUCUUGUCGCUGCUUCAUCAUUUUUCCCAAGUUGCAUUUUUGUACAGAUGCUGUUAAAUAAACCCAAUGGUAGUUGUAGUUUGUGGGAAAGAUUCCAUGACAAGUAGAUUGUACUUGGGUUUUCCUUUUGUCGUUCGUAGUUGAGACGAUUCCUUUUACAAAUCUGUACCUAAUGCACUUUAUAGAUUUGAUGUAACUAGUGUGCAUUUUCGAACGUUAAAAUGUAUGCUUUCCAAUGGCCUAGUAGUAAAAACAUGGAAAUAUGAAAAUAUAGCACUCUUAGAUUAUGUCAAAUAAUGGUGUUGCUCGAUGCAGAUUAUUUUCCCUGGAUAAUUGUAGACAUAACGCACAGAUAACUAUAUAAACAAAUCCAAAGAUCAACUCAGAU